CCCAUACUAAUCCUGUGCAUAACACCUAUUGAUAACUGAAUGUACUUUUAAAGGUACCCCUACAGAGCAUACCCAGAAUGUCUCCUGGAUUAAAGUCCCUCUGACACCAGCCAUAAGUCACCGCCUUAGAAAACACUGCGUGUGCUUGCAUGGCAUGAAACAUGGUGACUUUUGCCCAUGAGCUUGGACUAUUGCAGCAGAAAUGUGUACCAAGAUAGUCUGUGAUGCUGUAAAAAUGAGAGUAGCAGGCAGUGACCAUCUGAUCACCGGUAGAUGGUAAAAGCUUGUGUAACAUUAAAUAUGGCUGUCUCGAGCUUGUUAACCUUUUGUUUCCUCAUGCAUCUUCUCCAUGGCCCUCGUCGGUAUAACUACAUCUGUAGCUGCACUGCAAUAGGGCACAGAUUCUGGGCAGGUGGUAGAAAAUGGAGCUUCUGCAGGGAAAUUCCUAUCGUAGUAAAGAGCAGGAUGUUGGGUUUUUUAAUACUUCUUCUCUACACAUUUGCUGUUAAAACAGAAGAAAGCAGUAGAAGUGGCAUCCUAAGUUUUCUGGUCUAAAAGGCUCAGAGUCUUUGGCAAAGGAACUAGGGCUGGUUUUCUUCCUCACUCAGGUCACAGACUGACCUACUCAGAAGGUGAACGGGGUUGCCCUCAAACAGUGUGUUGCUGUAGAAGUUGGUACAUGCGCAUGGUGGAAGAGCUGAGUACCAUCAGCAGGAGAAGACACUAAGGAAAUGGAAUUGAGCAUCAACCAGUUGGUCUCUGCCUCAUGCUCCUGCGUGGUGUUAGGUGAGUCAGUGCACUCAGACCUGUGCUUUUCCAUUUCUAGAUGCCCCAUUUUGAGCCCUCAUGUAUGAUGGAGAGAGAUGCUGAGCACUCUGCUGAGCAAUAUCAUCACACACACAAGUCAGAGGGAACUGAAUUCAUGCUUCACAAGCUCCUCAAGUUUGCUUUCCCUUGCUACCGAGUGCUUGACUGUGUAGUCAUCAUAAAGCUCUUUCACUAUGAAGUGAAUGCAAAUGUGGAAGAAAGGAAAAAAAGAAACACACAAUUAUGAAGAAUAAUAAAGAAGAGCACUAGUCAGAAAAGUCAAGACAAUGGUAAGAGAAGUGGGUGGGGACAGGGGAAUAUAAAAUGGAACUGGGAAGAUCCAUAUAGUCUUUGUCCAUCCUUUACCCUCCACCUAAGUCAGCAGUGAAAUGGACUCGUGAUAUUUCAGAAAGAGGAUCCUAGAUGACAAAGGACAGAAGAAAGGGAAGUGUCCUUCACUUGCAUUCUGGUCCCAGGAGCGUGGGGGGCUCUCACAAAGUGCAGGGAAAGGAGGACGGACCUGCAGUUCUGGGAGAAUGGGAGAAGUUGUGCGGAUGGUGGUGUUUGUGAUGGCUUUCAUCAGCUGCAAUGCCCUCCUGGAUCUGUCUGGUGUCCAAGAGAUCAAGGGCACAUGGAUGAGAUCCACCACUUUACCGUGUACCUACAUGCCCUCAGAGGGUUUCACACAGCAAACGCUCAUCUGGAGCAUGGAGCGAGACUAUGGCACCUCUACCAUCUUUCGGAGGGACGAUUCUGGUGACCAUGUCUUGUUGUCUCAGUUCCGAGACCGGGUCAGCGUCCCAAAGCACAGCCCAGGGGACGCCUCACUCCUAAUCGAGAACCUUGAAAUCCCCGACAGUGGACACUACACCUGUCAAGUCAUCUGGAGGUCUAAAAAUAACAGCUUGAUAACAAAGGAGGUGACCACUACGGUUAAAGUUGUCAAAGUUGCAGCAACCAAGCCCGUCAUCAGGGCCAGCGAGCCGGGGCUGACUUUCCCGGCAGGAGCCAGGGCCAGCCUGACCUGUGUGGCCAACGGGUCCCCCCCCAUCAGCUACCGCUGGUUCAGGAGUGUCCCGGGAGGGAAAGCCCUGCUCCUGAGCAGCCAGGCCGAGCUGGCGUGGGACAGCCUGCAGCCCUCCGACACCGGGAAGUACUACUGUGAGGCUGAAAACAGGGUUGGGGCCGGGGCUGUGCAGCAGAGCGACGCCGUUCAGCUGACGGUGAGAGAGUCCCCAGUCACACAGCAGCCCAGCCCGGGGACCAGCAGGCACACCAGACCCCCAUUCACCCCCCGAGGCGGUGCGCCCCAGCGAGUGCCCACAGAUGCGCCCGCCGCGAAGCAGGCCGCCGGGAGGGAUGCCGUUUCGGAGGGGCCGCCGGUUGCCACAGGUCCCCCGCCCGCCGCGCCGCCCCCAUCCCUCUACGCGCUGGCGGCCGCGCUGGGCGGGGCCGCGCUCGUGGCGCUCCCGGCCGCGCUGCUGCGCCGACGGCGGAACCGGGAGGAACCUCUCUAUGAAGUCACUUUCCAUAGCACUGCAGAUGUCACAAGACCGGAGACUGAUGUGGAAGUCCCUGUUAAGCACCUACACAAGGAGACAAAUUCUAAGACUGAAACAUCCAAUGACACUUUCACCAUGAAAGUCAACGGCCAUGACAGCAUAUGCAUCAGGAAAAAUCCUGAGUAUGAGAACCUGGUGAAUGCAAUGGAAUCAGAAUAUGAACGCACUUAGUAAAGUACCAGCUUUUCCACAUGAGCAGCCAUGCAGAGCUGCAGAUAUUGGAUGGUAAACUUUACCAGAGGAAACUCUUCUUCCUGUCUGCCUUCUGCUCUGAUAAAUAUACCAGCCUCACUGCUUUCUUUAAUGCAGAGGAACUGCAUAAUCUUCUUGGGCUUUGGCAAAUGAGGGCCUGCCCAUUGGUGCAGAAACUCUCAGCCAAGUGGUCAUCUACCUACUUCUAUAGAGCAAAUAAUUUCUGAGCAGCCUGAAGGACCAAAGUGAAGAAGAGAGGAUCUGAAGGAGUGGAAGCACAAAUGCCUUUAGCAUGCAAAUCAAGGUGUAGCUGGGUGCAAUGCUGCUAGCCUGUAACACUGGCAAGGUGUACUAGCACGUGCAUGCUCCUCUGUUAGGGCAUCCCAGACUGCGAGGAGCCAGGGAUCGAUCGUGCUGGAAACGGGCAACCUCUGGCUUUUGCAGCUCAACAAAUACUGCUUGUACAUCCUGCUUGUCCUUGAGUCUUUUUUGUUAGAGCAUGGCAAAGGGACCGCAAAGCGGGGUGGGGGUGAUGUCCCAGGAAUGUCAUUUUUGCUAUCACACUGGAGCUCAUUGCUUAGAGAAAGAAGGAAUGGCCCUGUAGGUGUUGAGCCUCCUAACUGCCACCCUCUGGUUUUCUCCUGGAAAAGCAGAACCGGUGUUGAAGGAAAUGCUAGCAUUUUAUUUUUACAGGGUAGGGGCCAGAGGUGUAACAAAACAGAGAGAAGUUUGAGGCAUUUGGAAUAAUGAUUGAGCAAGGAGCCUCCCUGGAUGCUACAGACUAACACUGAUUCACUGUGUGGGACACCAGUCAAUCUGUCUGAUUACAACAGAGAUAUUAAUGCUGACCUAUGUCACGGGGAUGCUGUGAGUGGUGGUGUUUGUAAAAUGCCUUGAAAACUGCUUUAUUAGCACAAUGUAUUUUCUUUCCCAGGGCAAAUACAAAAGGAUUCAAAGGA
Harpia harpyja (harpy eagle) is the source of this 3520-nucleotide messenger RNA. Its product is annotated as V-set and immunoglobulin domain-containing protein 4-like. The record is from RefSeq and is a predicted model, not a curated record. Gene Ontology annotation, biological process: negative regulation of complement activation, alternative pathway; negative regulation of interleukin-2 production; negative regulation of T cell proliferation. NCBI's taxonomy places the organism in Eukaryota, Metazoa, Chordata, Aves, Accipitriformes, Accipitridae. Bases 1344 to 2540 code for a protein of 398 amino acids. Gene Ontology annotation, molecular function: complement component C3b binding. The transcript has 8 exons.